UCAGCGAAAAAGCGCAAUAAAGAGUAAAAAAAAUGUUGGAUCUUAUUUUUGUCUUAAGAAAUUUCCUUUUAUUGUUUUGAUUUCUCUCGGUUAAAAAGUGAUCAAUCGACUAAAUUCCACUGACUUAGCCAUCGCAUUGUGUUUGUGUACAAAAUGAAAAUGUCCAACUUUGCGCUGGACAUCAGAUGGUGGAUUUUCGGGAUAAUAACAUUCGGACAGAUCUUCAUCAGUGAUUGCGCGAAACAUAAAAAAACGUAUGGUCUCUUCACAAACGAAAAUAAUGACAAAGUGUCGGACAGAACAACACAUGAAUAUAACGAUCGAACGGUGGAUUGUCCGAGUCAGUGUUCAUGUUUGGGAGACCUAGCAGAUUGCAGUAAAAACGAUUUGGUGGAGAUACCGAACAUCCCGUCAUGGGCGAAGAAAUUGGAUUUGUCGCAGAACAAAUUGACCGACAUCGAUGUGGAACAGGAUGUACCGGAUCUGACGAAUAUUCGAAAUUUGAACUUGAACAAAAAUCGAUUGAUCAAAUUCCCGAUUCUACGCGGUUUAGAAUUGGACACACUGAAGAUGGAACAGAAUCGCAUUGAGUUCAUACCGCAUGAGGCACUGUUGGCAUUACCGCAACUAACGGUUUUGUAUCUGAAUAAAAAUGGAAUCAAAUCGAUUUUACCCAACACAUUUCCGUCGAGCAAUCGGUUGAAAUCACUGCAUCUGAACUACAACAGCAUCAGACACCUUCAGGAGUCGUCAUUCAAUUUGAAGGAUUUGCAGGAGCUGAAGUUGAAUCACAACAAACUCACAACACUGCCGUUGGGGGUAUUCAAGAACCUGCGACGGUUGAUGAGACUAGAGUUGAGCGGCAAUCAAUUGACUGACGUGCCGUACGGAAUGUUUCAAAAUUUGACCAGCCUGCGGGUGUUGAAGCUACGCAAUAACAACAUUUCGAAUUUGACAAUCGGCGCAUUCUUCGGACUCAAAAAUCUGGGAACGCUCGAGCUCGACGGAAAUCAAAUCACCAAACUGGAGAAGUCAGCCUUCUUCAAUUUGACCAAAUUGAAAACGCUCACACUGACCAACAACCGGAUCACUCACAUCGAACCGUACACGUUCGAGUUCUGUGCUCGUCUAAUCAGUUUGGAUCUGGGAUUCAACGAACUGUCGACCAUUUCGGCGACGACGUUCGAACCGUUGUCACACAUUCAACAUCUGUCGCUGAGCAACAAUCGAAUCACAUGGAUUGCCGAUGGAACCUUCAAUAUGCUGUCCACACUGGAAUCGUUGGACAUGAGCAACAAUCAAAUAUUUUUGAUUAUCGAAGAUGCGAAUGCACCGUUCAGUGCCCUGAAUCGGCUGGUGCGAUUCGAAUUGCAAGGCAAUCAAAUCAAGACCAUCCAUCACAACGUUUUCAACGAGCUGGACCGACUGUCGUAUUUGGAUUUGACGGGGAACAAUAUAUCCAGCAUACAGGUGGGAGCGUUCAGCAAGCUGACGAUGCUGAAGGACCUCUUCUUGAACACCACAAAUUUGUUCUGCGACUGUAAUCUGCGUUGGCUGCACCAGUUUCUGAUGAAUAGACAGUUCAAUGACGUGAAUGUUGUUUGUGGAUUUCCCACCGAACUGGCCGGCAAAACUUUUUCCACUUUGUCCGAGGAGCAGUUGAUCUGCAGUGAAUCACCAAAUCCGAGAAUUGUUGAAGAACCUGCGUCUACAUUGGCUAUAAGAGGCACGAACGUGACACUCAACUGUACUGCGAUCGCUGGUGCAUCCUCUGCAAUGAUAUUCAAGUGGAAACGAGACAAUUUUGAACUGAGCCCCCGCCAUAUUGUGACGGAAUCAACGCUACAGCCAUUGACCAACAACACUGUGGCCACGUCCAAAUUGAUUAUGACCGACAUAAGUCAGGAGAAUGCCGGCAAAUAUCAAUGCAUCGUGUCGAAUGUGUACGGAACAUCUUACUCGCAGAAAGUGAAAAUCGGUGUCGCUUCCUAUCCGGAAUUCCGUAAAAUCCCCAACAAUGUUACGCUGAAUUCCGGCAGUACGGUUCGACUGGAUUGUGCGGCCACGGCCGAUCCCAAGGCACAGAUUGCGUGGCAAAAGGAUGGUGGUCACGAUUUUCCAGCUGCCCGCGAACGCCGAAUGCAUGUCAUGCCCCAAGAUGAUGCCUUUUUCAUCGUAAAUGCCAAAAUAUCCGACCAAGGUGUGUACACAUGCACGGCCAGCAAUUCCGUUGGAACGAUCAAGGCGAAUGCAACACUCACAAUUCAGGAAUCGCCUUCGUUUGUGAAACCAAUGGAAAACAAAGAAGUGAACUGCGGCAAAACCGUCGUCAUUGAGUGUAUGGCGAGUGGAUCACCGAAGCCAGCGAUUGUGUGGCUGAAAGACGGUAAACCGAUUGAGGCGACCGAACGACAUUUCUUUGCGGCAGACGAUCAACUGCUGAUCAUCGUUGGCACAGAAAUAUCCGAUUCGGGUAGAUACACCUGCCAAAUGGAAAAUAAUCUCGGUCAGGACCAUGGUCACAUGCAAUUGAAGGUGAAACCGAUUGCUGCCACAAACGUUGUCAACAUCGACGAAAUGACGGGAAUCGUCAUCAUAACGAUUGUCUGUUGUGCCGUUGGUACGUCCAUCAUUUGGGUGGUGAUCAUUUAUCAAACGAAGAAAGGCGGCUUAUGUGCGAACAAAGGCAGUGCAACUAGUGUGCCAGAAACCGUCGAGAAUACAACCAGCACGGGCGCAUCGAUUGUCGUCCGACAAUUUCCGGUCUAUGUAAGUGUUAACGAUACAUCCAAGGGUUAUGGGGCGACAAGUCAUAGUUUCAACUAUGACGAUCUGGGCCAUGCCGCCGCUUAUAAUGGUCGGGGUUUAGGUGACGGUCCUCGUAAGGCCGAAGAAACCAGUGCGUUGAUUAAUCAGAAUCCGGUCAUUAGUCGUCGCAUCGUUCCGCAAACGAUGGGCGAAAAUUUUGAGACUGAUGAUUCGGAGGAGGAAAGUGUCUUUAAUCCGUCAUCGUUGAGCGAUGACCGGUCGGGCAAUACGGUUACGAACGAAAUGGCGUCGAUAGAUUCGUCUGCCGUGUUGAAACAUAGUGCAACCUAUCCCGAAAGAGAUCAACCGAACGGUAGUAUUGACAGCAUUCAUGGCAGUGAUGUUGUGGACAUUGCAAACGUGAACGAAACGGUUGUUGUGAUACAGAAACAACAGCCCGUCGUUCACACAUUCGUUGACUGUAACGGAGGCGUUUGAAUUUCGUUCGAUUUGUCGUCUUCGGUGCGACAACAUUGAAACCGUUUUGAUUUCAUCGCAAAACAAUUGCAAACUAAUGGAGUUCCUCAAGGAUAAAAUAUAUUUUUUAUUAAAUAGAACUGCGACCGGAUGAUGUGUAGUAGUAUAGUCUGUAGGGUCAAAUAAUUAAUUUUUUUCUAUUUUGUUUUCCGAGAAAGCAUUCAAUCGUUCUAUUCCGACAGCUAUUUUCAUUGUUUCUCUGGUUCAGUUGCAGUAUUAGUUUAGCGCAUAACCAAUAGGAUGUAAAAGUCGUGUAAAUAGUUUAAA
Bradysia coprophila is the source of this 3552-nucleotide messenger RNA. It is a transcript of the gene lbk, whose product is annotated as leucine-rich repeats and immunoglobulin-like domains protein lambik. The record is from RefSeq and is a predicted model, not a curated record. Gene Ontology annotation, molecular function: protein binding. Lineage: Eukaryota; Metazoa; Arthropoda; Insecta; Diptera; Sciaridae.